Messenger RNA from Phyllopteryx taeniolatus (common seadragon), 6150 nucleotides. RefSeq names its product glutamate receptor, ionotropic, AMPA 1a (gene gria1a). The transcript has 16 exons. Gene Ontology annotation, molecular function: transmitter-gated monoatomic ion channel activity involved in regulation of postsynaptic membrane potential; AMPA glutamate receptor activity. Lineage: Eukaryota; Metazoa; Chordata; Actinopteri; Syngnathiformes; Syngnathidae. The record is from RefSeq and is a predicted model, not a curated record. Bases 289 to 3051 code for a protein of 920 amino acids. Gene Ontology annotation, biological process: synaptic transmission, glutamatergic; modulation of chemical synaptic transmission. Gene Ontology annotation, cellular component: AMPA glutamate receptor complex; plasma membrane; postsynaptic membrane.
AAGACAUUCUCCAUCACUACAACAGCAGCCAAGGACAAGAGAGCAUCGGCAGAUCGAGGGAGAGCAGGAGAGAGGAAGGUACCUCCUCUCGCCAUUGCCACCGCCUUCAUCAUCAUCAUCGUCGUCUCUGUCUCUCUCUUUGAGUCCAUGGCGGUGAAGAUGAUGUUGCGCUAACGAGCAGCGGGUGGAGUGCUGGCGCACGGGAGGUGUUUUGAAGUUGAAUACGCGGAGGAAACCUAUGUAUGCUCGGAUUUCGGCUCUCUUCCCUUCGCCAAUGCAAAAGGAAAUAUGCAGCGAAGCUUCACUAUCCUCUUCACCAGUUUCCUGGGGAUGUGCUCGGCUUCCAGCGCAAGUUUCCCAAGUAACAUCAAUAUAGGAGGAUUGUUCCCUACCGAUUCCCAUGAAUAUGAAGUGUUUCGCUUCGCCCUCUCGCACCACCAGGACAUCCCCAAACUGGUGCCGCAGGUCGAUAUGGUCAAGAUGGGAAAUAGUUUUUCCAUGACAUAUGCCUUCUGCUCCCAGUUCUCAAAGGGCGUGUAUGCCAUCAUCGGCUUGUAUGACAGGAAGACAGUCAACAUGCUCAUGUCGUUCUGCGGCGCUCUGCACGUCUGCUUCGUUACGCCGUCCUUCCCGAUUGAGACGGCUAACCAGUUUGUCAUCCAGCUGAGGCCCGAGCUGCAGGACGCUCUCGUGGGUGUGAUCGAGUACUAUGGCUGGAACAAGUUUGUCUACAUGUACAGUUCAGACUCUGGGCUGUCUGUGCUCCAGAAGGUUUUGGACACAGCAGCAGAAAGGAACUGGCUGGUGACCUCGGUCAAUGUGGAGACCAUGACGGAGGCGUCUUUCUUGAAAGUGUUCCAGGAUUUGGACAAGAGGAAGGAGGGACAAAUUAUCAUCGAUUGUGAGACAGAGAGGCUCACUGGCAUCCUUAAAAAGAUCGUUGAGCAAGGAAAGAAUGCAAAGAGUUACCACUACAUCUUGGCUAACCUGGGUUUCCUGGACAUUGACCUGACAGACCUGCGGAAGGGUGGAGCGAAUAUUACCGGCUUCCAGCUCGUCAACAAUUCAGAGCCCAGCAUUAGUAGAGUCGUCCAGCAAUGGAUGGAAUUUGACAACAAAGAUUCCAAAAUGCCCAAGAGUGGACUCAAAUACACUGGAGCUUUGACAUAUGAUGGUGUAAAAGUCAUGUCAACAGCGUUCCAGAAUUUAAGGAGACAAAGGAUAGACAUCUCACGCAGGGGCAACGCUGGGGAAUGUCUUGCCAACCCACCAGCUCCAUGGGGUCAGGGCAUAGACAUCCAAAGAGCCUUGCAGCAGGUACGUAUCGAUGGACUGACUGGUCACAUUCAAUUCAAUGAGAAAGGCCGCAGAACUAACUACACUGUUAGCGUAAUGGAACUUGCUCCAUCGGGACCCAAAAAGGUUGGCUACUGGAAUGAAGAUGAAAAGUAUGUGACCACUGCAAGCUUCAUGAGAGGCAGCAAUGAUACCUAUGGCCUUCAGAACCGAACUUACAUUGUCACUACUAUCUUGGAAUCACCAUAUGUGAUGCUUAAGAAGAAUCAUGAGCAGCUUGUUGGAAAUGAUAAGUACGAAGGCUACAUUGUCGAGCUGGCUGCAGAGAUAGCCAAACAUGUCGGCUACCAGUACAAACUGAAAAUUGUUUCAGAUGGCAAGUAUGGAGCCAGAGACUCUGACACCAAAAUGUGGAAUGGCAUGGUUGGAGAACUUGUGUAUGGGAAAGCAGACGUGGCUGUGGCUCCUUUGACCAUCACACUCGUCCGAGAGGAGGUUAUCGACUUCUCAAAGCCCUUCAUGUCACUGGGUAUCUCCAUCAUGAUCAAGAAACCUACCAAAUCCAAACCCGGAGUGUUCUCCUUCCUGGACCCCCUCGCUUACGAGAUCUGGAUGUGCAUUGUGUUUGCUUACAUUGGCGUCAGCGUCGUACUGUUCCUUGUGAGUCGCUUCAGCCCAUACGAGUGGCAUGCUGACGACUACGAGGAAGGAGGCGAGCCACAGAGCCCCACUCAGGCGUCGGCCUCCAAUGGAUUGCAGCAGGGCCAGACAACGAACCAGCAGAACACAAACCAGCAAAGUCUGGAGCAGACCAAUGAGUUUGGUAUCUUCAACUCCCUGUGGUUCUCACUGGGGGCAUUCAUGCAGCAAGGAUGUGAUAUCUCACCACGCUCUUUGUCUGGCCGCAUUGUUGGGGGUGUCUGGUGGUUCUUCACCCUCAUCAUUAUCUCAUCCUAUACUGCCAACUUGGCUGCAUUCCUGACAGUGGAAAGGAUGGUGUCUCCUAUUGAGAGUGCUGAAGAUUUAGCCAAGCAGACAGAGAUUGCUUAUGGAACGCUCGAUGCUGGCUCAACAAAAGAGUUUUUUCGGCGAUCUAAAAUCGCUGUGUUUGAGAAGAUGUGGUCCUACAUGAAGGCAGCUGACCCGUCCGUGUUCGUCAAGACCACUGAUGAGGGUGUCAUAAGAGUUCGUAAAUCAAAGGGAAAGUAUGCCUACCUGCUGGAAUCCACCAUGAAUGAGUACAUAGAACAGAGGAAACCCUGUGACACUAUGAAAGUAGGAGGGAAUCUGGACUCUAAAGGUUAUGGCAUUGCCACUCCAAAGGGAUCCCCACUCAGAAUCCCAGUAAACCUAGCGGUGUUGAAACUCAAUGAGCAAGCCGUCUUAGACAAACUGAAAAACAAAUGGUGGUACGAUAAAGGGGAAUGUGGCAACAAGGACUCCGGAAGAAAGGACAAGACAAGCGCUCUGAGCCUCAGCAACGUGGCCGGAGUCUUCUACAUCCUGAUCGGUGGCCUGGGCCUGGCCAUGCUUGUGGCGCUGGUGGAGUUCUGCUACAAAUCCAGGACCGAGUCACGCCGAAUGAAGCAAUCCAUUAACGACGCCAUGCGCUGCUCCACCCUGACCAGGAUGAGCGGUAACGGGAGCGGAGGAGAGAAUGGACGACUCCUCACCCAUGACUUCCCCAAGACCAUUCAAACACUGCCAUGCAUGAGCCACACUGCUAGCAUGGGACUGGGUGCCUCAGGAAUGUGAUCACAUGACUUUGGGAGAGGGAGUGGGGGCAGGAAAAAGGCAGGGUGGAACAGGAGGAGCACGAGACUCUGGUGACCUCCCCAAAAAAUUGUGGCUGUGUGGUUUGACCCAUCAAUUCUUCUGGCUGUGCCCAACUGGAACAAGACUUAACUUACUGCCAAAAUGCACUCUUCAAAUGCUUCUUACAAGCUACAGAGACUCAUAACAUUUUUAAUAUGUGGAUAUUUGAAAAAAAAAAACAGUGAGAGAAAAAGAACACAGGAAGUGUGCUGCAAUAAAGAAUCUGGAUUUGAUUUUGCAACUUUUUUUUACCUUGUUCUUUUCUGUUAGGCAAAAAAAAUAAGAACUUUAUUCUUAAGUGUGCCACCUGCGUUGUGCCAUUGCAAUGGAGUUGUUGACGUUAGUCUGCGUGUGCAAUAUUUUCAUCUCUACUGCUGACCCUGUACUUCCUAGAUGCUUUGUGGUGGCUGCGGGUGUCUUUGCACUGAUGUGGUGAUGAGGACAAACACUUGUGACUGCUACAAAUAUUUCCUUUUGUGUUUUGGGGACAUGCCUGCACGCUUUCACGCUUCUGUUUAUAUGUUGAGAGGACGAAGUGCUCUGUGUCGCAUCGGCAGUUUUAAGUAUAUGGUUUGCACUGAUGUAAUGUAAAGAGUGUGGCUGAGUUGAUUCACUCACGAUUAAAGGCUGAUGCUGUUUGACACAGUGCUUGUCAAGGCUACAAAAAAACAUGCAUUACUGCUACACCUCAUAUAACACAUCAUGCCUUGUUUUUGUGCCAUAGCACCAUGAUUUGUCAGCACAAAGUUGUUCUGCGUUAUUCAGAAACUGACCUCUUGAGAUCGAAAAGGCACACUGACACAAUAUAGUGACUAUGUGUGACCUUCCAUUCUGCUGCUGUGAGACUUCCAGUGUGUGCCACUGCUAUAUUCUGAAAUGUAUGUCAAUCACAUUUUAAAGAGCAAGAAACCUACUAGCAAAGGGUUCCUGAAAUUAGAGAUGGAGUCCUCGCUCUUCUUCAUUUCUGCGACUCAUAUGUGAUUUGAUUUUCAAUGUAUUCAGUUUUAAUGAAUUGGCCCGAAGAUAGCUGGGAUAGGCUGCAGCAGCCCGCGACUCUAGUGAGGAUAAGCGGUAAAGAAAAUGGAUAGAUGGAUGGAUGGAUGGAUGGAUGGACGGAUGGCCCGAAGAUAGCUGGGAUAGGCUCCAGCAGCACGCGAGCCUGGUGAGGAGAAGCAGUCCAGAAAAUGGAUGGAUGAAUGGGCAGUGAUGCUAUUCACACACAAUUUCCUGAGAGUGACUCAUUAGCCAAUAACACCCUUUCAAAGAAUUUAAUGAAAAGUACAGUAAAGGUGAAGUACUUCCAUCAUUUUUUGGGUGGUAAAUAUUUCAAUCCUGUGAAGGUUUAUUGUUUUAGUACAGUUUGAAAACAAAAUAACAGGCGAAAUAUAAUGUUUAAGUAUGGUUCAAGCUAAUUAAAUGAACAUAAAAUGCUCCUCCGUUUUUCAGUGUUCUUCAGGUUCAUCCAAUGUGAUUAGGUAUUAAUCAUAUCAUAGGCUUUUUCCACAAAAUAGUGAUUUCAACAUCCUUAAAAUAUUUGUCAUUAGCUCUAUUGACAUUAUACACAUUGAUAGAUAGCAAUAGGUUAAAUGGAGACAAAUCUACAGUUAACUGAAGACUAUAUAUUGUCCAUAGGUGUGAAUCUGAAUGCGAAUGGCUGUUUAUAUGUGCCCUGCAAUUGGCUGGCGACCAGUUCACGGUGUGUACCCCGCCUCUCAGCUAGGUUAGGCGCCAGCACACCCCCGACCGUAGUGAGAAGAAGCGGUUCAGAGAAUGGAUGGAUGGAUGGACCAACCAACAAAAAUAUACAUAAAUUAUAUCAUUUUGGCUCAUGUGAAGUAGAAAUUACCCAUGCAGGUGACACAUUCUAUAUGCAGUGUAUUACAGUCAGAAGCUGUAUUUUUUUUAUUUUGUAUUUCUUUUGGGGGGGGGGGGCGGUCAGAAUGAACAUUUAACUAUUUUACACUCCCCUUAUCGCAUGUCCUCUCUCCACUUGAACAGUUACUGCAGUGGAAUGUCAGACAAUGAAAGCAAAGGUGUGUACAUAAAAACAUGAAGUUAGUUAUUUAUAACCCCACUAUCCCUGGAAUACAUUGUAGCUUGCAAAUUAUUUCUACCUAAAGCUGUGAUUUUACCUGAAGGUGACUGGAAGGUUGUGGCUACAUGUAUUAUCGGAUGUCUGCUGCCCCAUCAUUUACAGUACCGCCGACUUAUACCGUCACAUUUUCCAAGAUCUCUAUUGUUUUGCUCUUCCUUUUCUGCUUUACAAACUAUGGUACAAAAUUUAAUACUUAACAUCUUAAAUUGCUUCCUCUUCGUGAUAAUAGGUAGAGUUUACCAAAAUCAUACAUAUCAGCACCUAUUUUGUACAUAAAAGCGAUUUCCUCUCUCAAACGUUUGUUUUGCAGUCGCGCCUCUGUGUACCUGAACUACGUGUAUACUUUACAUCCAUCAAACUGUGCUGUUGUAUUAGAACACAGCACAGCACUCUUCAGAGGAGGCUUCACAUUCAGAGGUUUUAUAUGCCAUAACAGAUUUAUAAGAAAAAAAUAUAUAUAAAUAAAAAACACACUAAAUGUUUGUAUUAUAGAGAACUGUUGGGUUGCCAGUGUUUUACACUUUGAAUGGUGUAGAAAAAAAAUAAAUAACAUGCCGAUGUGGAAAAUGUGUUGAAACUAAUGUUUAAAUCCAGUUUUAUUUUUCAUUUUAUUGUUGAGGUUUAAAAUUUAUUUCCUGUCUGUAUUUUUAAGUGCAAGUAAUUUAACACAAUUUGAAUAUCUCCAUGUUGUUUUCCUUUUUCGCAGUAUUUUACUAUUAGAAUCUAAUUACAGUUUAAUAACAAGAAAGUGCUGUUUAUUUUUUUUUGGUUUGUUUUCUAUUUAACUACAGAAGGGGUGUAUAAAAAUCUCAAACUCAAACAAUGGUUAGUAUGUUUAAUGGAGGAGGGGGGGUAAUAUUUUUUCUAGCCAAAGUGUCCUGGAAGGAAGUCAUUGUGCUUUUUUAACAGAAUAAAGGAAUAAACUGCAUAUAUUUGUUCAUAGA